AUGAUUCAGAUUGAAGAUAUCUCGCUCUCCUCGGAAGACGCCCUGUUGAUCUAUGACGGUUCUUCGCCAUCUGCCCCUGUGCUUGCCAGGCUUUCUGGGAACAACACCAUCACGGAAUACUUAGUGACGACCCAAAACAAUGUGUUCGUCUAUUUCCUGUCGAGCUCUCAAGGAAAAGGACGUGGUUUCUCCAUCGGAUACAAGCGUGGUACGUUUAACAAUCUGUUCAUUCAACAUUUACAAAUUUUAUGCUUGGACUAG
Cooperia oncophora is the source of this 261-nucleotide messenger RNA. The record is from the annotation of a GenBank genome assembly. Lineage: Eukaryota; Metazoa; Nematoda; Chromadorea; Rhabditida; Trichostrongylidae.